AUGGCAGCACGAGAAUCGGGACGCAUACGGGAGGCCGAUAAAAAGCGCACGCUUGACGAUGCCGCUAGGAAGCGACGUGCGCGAAAAGCUCUCGAGGCACUGGAGCAGGACAAUUUUCACGAAGAUCCCCACGCGGACUUGGUGAUGUCGAAGAAGGUACCCAAGUUUCACGACAGCCUCGAUGGGAGUGGACCGAGUAAGAAGAAAAACCGACGCACCAAGGGGGCCGAGUACUAUCGGGCAAAGUAUCGCAAGACUUUCCCGCAGCUGCUCGAAGAGGACAAAAUGCAGCGCCCGGAACCGCCGAAUUAUUUCACAGCCGCAGCCGGUCCAUCGAAGCUUCCCGAGCGACACUUUUGUGCGGUGUGUGGGUUUCCAUCCAGCUAUACCUGUACGGCAUGUGGGACUAGGUAUUGCUGCGUUCGCUGUCUUGGCACGCACCAGGACACACGGUGUCUCAAGUGGACUGCUUAAAAUAUUCCUAUUUGUGCUGAAAUGUACAGUUAUUAAGUUAGUUUGUAUAAGGGCGAAUGUAGAAUGCCAACGAACGACAGUCGCACGUGUUUCCGUCGGGUUGCCAUAGAAACCCGCGAUGUUUUCAAAACAGUAAUUCAAACAUCUAGUAGUCCAACCGAAAUACGUUCAAAUAUUUUCCGCAUGACUGGUACGACUUUAACUCCAUGAGAUUACCUGCUUGUUGUAUCCUUUCUUUCUCACCAUGGUACCAAUUUGGUAAAAAUAAAACGCUGCUGAAUUCAUGGUCAAAUUUACGUUUAUUUGUAAUUCAUCCUAAAUAUGACAUAAAAAUUAUGCAAUUGUCUAAAUAUCAUUUGUUUCCAUCCAGCGAUCGUUUGCCCUUUUCGAUUUCCUUAAACCCCCCCACAUUGUCGUUAGUGUUCGCCCAAUACAUAAUGAGGAAAUAUGUUGAUAAACUUUAAACCAUACCAUUUAAACAUGAUCUUUCAGUGUGAACAAUUAACAUAGUGAUUUCGCUUAAAUUUCUCCACAUUACGAUUGCCGAUCGUCGAACAUACCGAACAUUCUUUACAUUUCCUAACUAUGCGACAAUAAAUAUCGGAAUGAGUACGAUACACAACACGCAGUGCACUUUUUUCCUUCGAUCUCGCGCCCGCUAUUGAUUUUUAUAUUUUUUCCUAAAAUAUCGAUUAUGCGAUUCAUGUGCUAAUAUAUAAUAUUCCUCGUUCGAAUAAGUGGCUGA
Messenger RNA from Anopheles coustani, 1219 nucleotides. RefSeq names its product zinc finger HIT domain-containing protein 1. NCBI's taxonomy places the organism in Eukaryota, Metazoa, Arthropoda, Insecta, Diptera, Culicidae. Gene Ontology annotation, cellular component: Swr1 complex. The transcript has a single exon. The record is from RefSeq and is a predicted model, not a curated record. Gene Ontology annotation, biological process: chromatin remodeling. Gene Ontology annotation, molecular function: nucleosome binding. The coding region runs from base 1 to 474 and encodes 157 amino acids.